Messenger RNA from Alternaria postmessia, 738 nucleotides. RefSeq lists its product as uncharacterized. The transcript has 2 exons. Gene Ontology annotation, biological process: polysaccharide catabolic process. Lineage: Eukaryota; Fungi; Ascomycota; Dothideomycetes; Pleosporales; Pleosporaceae. The record is from RefSeq and is a predicted model, not a curated record. Bases 1 to 738 code for a protein of 245 amino acids. Gene Ontology annotation, molecular function: cellulase activity.
AUGAAGUUCAGCGCACUCCUUAUCGCCAGCACGGCAUCGCUUGCCCUCGCUGUACCUACCGCUACCAUCCAGAAGCGUGCGGACUACUGCGGACAAUGGGACAGCACCGUAACCGGUGACUACACCGUUUACAACAACCUUUGGGGCCAAGCCGAUGCCACCUCUGGUUCUCAAUGCACCGGCGUUGACGGCCUCAGCGGCAGGUCCCUCAAGUGGCACACAUCGUGGUCCUGGACUGGCGGUCCUGGACACGUCAAGUCCUACGCCAACGUCGUCACCAAGAUCACCCAGAAGGCAGUCUCUUCCAUCAAGUCUCUCCCCUCCGUCUGGAAGUGGACCUACGCAGGCGAUGACCUUGUCGCAAACGUCUCCUACGACCUCUUCACCUCUUCAAAGGUCGACGGCUCCCCAGAGUACGAGAUCAUGAUCUGGGUUGGUGCCCUUGGUGGUGCUGGUCCCAUUUCCGCUACGGGAAGCCCCAUUGCUACCGUCAACCUUGCUGGCAACACCUGGAAAUUGUACAACGGAAAGAACGGACAGAUGAACGUCUUCAGCUUCGUUGCAGAGAAGCAGGUCAACAACUUUAAUGGCGACUUGAUGACAUUCGUUAAGGAAAUCACGAGCAAGCAUGGUCUGCCUAGCAGCCAGAUCUUGACUAGUGUCGGUGCUGGAACUGAGCCUUUCUCUGGUAACAAGGCGAAGCUCACUGUUACUGAGUACAGCCUGAGCCAGAGCUAA